AUGGAGCACCGCCAACACAGUCAGUCGCCUUCGCAGAAGACAGCCUGGCCUCGGUGGGAGCGCAAGGGCAAGGAGAAAAGCACCAUCGCCCGCGCAUGCACAUGGGUUGUGGACCACCAGAUCAGCAUAUCUGUCAAUCUCAUAUCUAUGCUCUUCUUUAUACACUUCCUCUUCCCUUCCACGAGACACCACACCCAGAAAUUCUUUCGAAUCUCCUAUUACAACCCGGCGACCGGCAACUUCGCCCUGGGCUGGGACGACAUCUUCUUUGUCUUUUACUGGAUCAUCGUCUUCACCGGCCUGCGCUGUGCUACCAUGGAUUAUGUCCUCGGUCCCUUGGCCGCUUCUUGCGGCAUUCGGAAACGGAAGCCAAAAGUGCGAUUUGCGGAACAGGCCUGGAUCCUCUGCUACUACACUGUCUCCUGGUGUACGGGCAUGUACAUCAUGUACAACUCCGACUAUUGGCUCAAUCUUCGGGCUCUGUGGCGGACGUGGCCAGACCGCGAAAUGGAGGGUCUGGCGAAAUGGUACUAUCUGGUCCAAUUCGGUUUCUGGCUGCAACAAAUAGUUGUGGUGAACAUUGAGGAGCGCCGGAAGGAUCACUGGCAGAUGUUCACACACCAUAUUGUGACCUGUGCACUCAUAUUCACAUCCUACGGCUAUCACCAAUACCGUGUCGGGACGUUAAUCCUCAGUCUGAUGGACUUUGCCGACAUCAUCCUCCCGUUGGCCAAGAUCCUCAAGUACCUCCAUUUCGAGCUUGCAUGCGACAUUGCAUUUGGUGUUUUCAUGGUCUCCUGGCUAAUUGCCCGGCACGUUCUAUACAUGACUGUCUGGUACAGCAUCUAUGCUCACAUCCCAGAGGAAAUCGAGUACGGAUGUUAUAAGGGCAGCGUACGGGAUCUUGAAGGUCCAUUUCCCACACCCAACGACUGGGAUCAUCUUAUCCAGCCGUUCAAGAACCCUGUUGGACUUGUCUGCUGGAAUAACAGCAUCAAAUGGACGUUCUUAAACAUGCUCCUUGCUCUCCAAGUGAUGUUGCUCAUCUGGUUCGGCAUGAUCGUCCGGGUUGCCUAUAAAGUGAUUACCGGCAACGGGGCAGAGGACGUGCGCUCGGACGAUGAAGAUGACGAAGACGACGAGGAAGAUAUAUCGGAUGAGAAGUCGUCGAGAGGCUAUGUCGACAACGUGAAACUCUGCGUGGAUCCCCAGGAAAAGUACCUGGAAACGGAAAUCCUGAGCACGGAUCCCAACUUUUCUCUCUCGAAGUCUUCCAAACCACGGGCUAAAUCGAGAUCCAAGUCCAAGUCCACGUCGCCUUCGUCCUCGGUGGGAGACAGACGAUCAACACCAGAGUCGUCAACUGCGGGCUCCAGCAGUGGCGGGAGGAGAAAACAGAAGCAUGAAUCUGCACACUCCUCCGGCGUCAAUCUGCUUGGAGGAAGCAGUGAUCGCAAGGAACUGCUUGGCCGUAUUGGUUGCGACAAGGGCUCUACGUCGGAUUGA
Fonsecaea multimorphosa CBS 102226 is the source of this 1506-nucleotide messenger RNA. RefSeq lists its product as uncharacterized. The transcript has 2 exons. Gene Ontology annotation, molecular function: sphingosine N-acyltransferase activity. The record is from RefSeq and is a predicted model, not a curated record. Bases 1 to 1506 code for a protein of 501 amino acids. Lineage: Eukaryota; Fungi; Ascomycota; Eurotiomycetes; Chaetothyriales; Herpotrichiellaceae. Gene Ontology annotation, cellular component: membrane. Gene Ontology annotation, biological process: ceramide biosynthetic process.